AGGGAGCGUAGGUGAGAGGGGGGAUCCCCCCCGCUGGCAAAUCCUACUGUUCCCGCAAAAGGAGACAAUUUUCGCUACACGUGCGACGUCUGUGGCAAAAAGUACAAAUAUUACAGCUGUUUUCAAGAGCACAGGGACUUGCAUGCGGUGGAUGGUAAGUAUUCAAGCCUGCACCUGUCAGAGACACCUAUAUCCAUAUGAUGGUAACGUCAGGGGACGCAAAAGAAGAGGACCUAGAACCAUUUGUCAAACUUGGUCCAAAAACCGGUAAUUACAUGUGUGAAUUCUGUGGCAAGCAGUACAAAUAUUACACCCCGUACCAGGAGCACGUGGCGUUACACACCCCUAUCAAAAGCGCUUUCAGCCAAGACGUGGAGGCCAAACAGUCCAAUAACUAUGAGGAAACCAACAGUAACUCCCAGCAUUCCAGCGCUGGUUCCAGUCGGACACCCGCAGGGAUGUCUGACCUGGUGGGAGGCGGCGGAGGGAGCCUGGCCAGUUGGCAGAAAGAAUCCACCAGUCCAAUGAUUUCGGGCCCGUUCCCCCUCAUACAAGGCAAAGGAUGGAAGAAAAAAAUUAAAAGGAAGGAGGAAACGAGUAACAAGUCUGUGAAAGAGGAGAAAAGCUGUAAAGCAGAAGAACCGUACACUUGUGGGGCAUGCGGAAUACAGUUCCAGUUUUACAACAAUCUCCUGGAGCACAUGCAGUCUCAUGCUGCUGACAAUGAGAACAACAUCGCCACCAACCAGUCCCGACCACUGCCGCCCUCCGAGGAAAACUGGAAGUCGCAACCCCAAAGAAACAACACAAACAACACAGCAGCAGUGGCAGUGGCUACAACAGCGUCUGCGGCACCGGUGCCAAUCGCCAACAACUCUCUCCCUGAAAAGGAACGCCAGCACAUUGCAGAACGACUGCUGAGGGUUAUGUGCGCCGACCUCGGAGCCCUGAGCGUGGUCAACGGGAAGGACUUCCUCAAGCUAGCACAGACUCUCGUAGACACUGGAGCGCGUUACGGGUCUUUUUCUGUAAAUGACAUUUUGGGCAACAUGAACACGCUGGCUUUGAAACAUUUACCCCGAAUGUACAACCAAGUGAAAGUCAAGGUGACCUGCGCCCUGGGGAGCAACGUCUGCUUAGGGAUCGGGGUCACCUGCCACUCGCAAAGCGUGGGAACGGACUCCUGCUACGUACUAACUGCAUACCAGGCCGAAGGGAACCAGAUAAAACGCUACGUGCUGGGAAUUAAAGACUUGGAUAACAGAGACAGCGGAGAGUUCAUCCACCAGUGGGUGCAGAAUGUACUCUCGGAGUUUGUUAUGUCGGAGAUCAGGACAGUUUAUGUGACGGACUGCAAGGUCAACUCUUCCGCUUUCUCCAAGGUUGGGACCUGUCUGCGUUGUUCGGCUUGCUCCUUGAACUCUGUGGUACAAAGCGUGUUAAACAAACGCACCUUGCAAGCUCGCAAUAUGCACGAGGUCAUAGAACUUCUCAAUGUUACAGAGGAGCUGGCUGGGUCCUCCGGAAUUGCUAGGGAGACUUUUGGCUCCUUGGAGGAAAGCUGUCCCCCUCCCUGCUGGAACUCUGUGACGGACUCCCUCUUGCUUGUUCAUGAGCGUUACGAGCAGAUCUGUGAAUUUUACAGCCGGGCAAAAAAGUUGAACAUUAUCCAAAAUCUAAACAAACAUCUACUGAGUAACUUAGCCGCUAUACUAGCCCCGGUGAAGCAAGCGGUCAUCGAGCUCAGCAACGAACGCAAACCAACCCUGCAGCUCGUUCUUCCCACCUACGUCAAGCUGGAGAAGCUCUUCACCUCGAAAGCUAAUGACGCCGGAGUCAUCAGCAAACUCUGCCACCUCUUCCUGGAAGCUUUGAAGGAGAACUUCAAGGUUGAGUCUGCCCACAAAGUGGCCAUGAUUUUGGACCCUCAGCAGAAACUACGUCCAGUUCCGCCAUACCAACACGAGGAGAUUAUUGCUAAAGUCUGCGAGCUAAUUAAUGAAGUGAGAGAUGGGGUGGAAGAGGCCGACUUUGAGACUCCAACCAAAAAACCCAGACAAUCUACCGACACGACCAAAGUUCAGGAAGAGGACCGGUUGGGGAAAAAUGAAGUUUAUGACUAUUUGCAGGAGCCUCUCUUUCAGGUGACACCUGACCUUUUUCAAUACUGGUCGUCCGUUGCCCAAAAACACAUCAAACUCUCCAAACUUGCCUUCUGGCUGCUGGCGGUGCCAGCUGUUGGCGCCCGGAGCGAAUGUGUAAAUAUGUGCGAACAGACAUUGCUUAUUAAAAGGCGGAGACUUCUCAGCCCGGAAGACAUGAAUAAGAUCAUGUUUCUCAAAUCAAAUAUGCUUUAAAAAAAGAAAAAAAAAUUUUUGGAGCGGGGUAUAACACUUAUUUUAAAUAAAACACUGUUCCAAAAAAAAAAGAAAAAGUGAAUGACAAAAGGAAUUCAUGCUGAAAACACUGUGGACCUCAAAAAGGAGAAGCUAGGAACCAAUUCCUUAUUUUUUAGUUUUUUGCUGAACUAGAGAGACGCAGAUUGGAAUAAUGUUUUUUGUUUUUUUGUUGGAUUCGUAACAAGUUGCAUAGAAACAACAGCGACUCGUUAACACUCCAGGCAGCUGACCUCCAAAGUCACUUGAAAAUGCAUUUCUACAUUUCUCAAAAUCGGUUUAUCUCUACUUAUAACAAGUAUUUAUUUUCAGGGUACUGACAGGGCCUUAUUACAUACAGUGUAUGUGGGUAAGGCAACCUUCAAAUCACAAAAAUACAGAAAAUACAAUUUUAUCUGGGAAAACAACCCCGUUAAGGGAACAAUUUGGAGCCGUUAAAUGACUUUAAGAACUAGAUUGUCGUCGCUAAACUCCAUUCCCUAUUUUGUGUUAAUGGUUUGAAGAAUCUCUUAGGAAUGAGUAUUGUAUAUUCUAAAACGGAAAGUAACCCCCGUUGAAUUGUUCUUCUUGGGGUUCUUGGUUUUCGUAAAAAAAAUUUUUUUUUUUUUUUUUUUAGGUCUGUUCUCUAAACUACUGUAUUCUAAUUCUGCUGUUAUAACUCACGUUCUUUGUUCACUGUUAAUUUGUUUUAUCCGAAUAAUAUAAAGCUGUUUUAACACUUA
This is a messenger RNA of Pseudophryne corroboree (corroboree frog), 3118 nucleotides long. It is a transcript of the gene ZNF618, whose product is annotated as zinc finger protein 618. The coding region runs from base 198 to 2357 and encodes 719 amino acids. NCBI's taxonomy places the organism in Eukaryota, Metazoa, Chordata, Amphibia, Anura, Myobatrachidae. The record is from RefSeq and is a predicted model, not a curated record. The transcript is spliced from 11 exons. Gene Ontology annotation, molecular function: protein dimerization activity.